Messenger RNA from Paramisgurnus dabryanus, 9866 nucleotides. RefSeq names its product calcium channel, voltage-dependent, alpha 2/delta subunit 2a (gene cacna2d2a). NCBI's taxonomy places the organism in Eukaryota, Metazoa, Chordata, Actinopteri, Cypriniformes, Cobitidae. Gene Ontology annotation, molecular function: voltage-gated calcium channel activity. The record is from RefSeq and is a predicted model, not a curated record. Gene Ontology annotation, cellular component: voltage-gated calcium channel complex.
CGUAGCGCCAGUGGCGACAGUAGCGUGAACGCAUCUGCUCGUCUCCGCACCGCCUCAUUUCGGGCCAGUCAAUACCUCACAGCCGUUACCAAGACAUUAACAGGGCUUUUUGGAUCUUAACGGGCAUCCGCUCGCGUCGACAGCUCGGCGUCAUCCUCAUCCGAGUGUCCACCGGCUCCGUUUAUACAGCCAGUUUGUUGCAUUUUUAAUGGAAAAUGGCGAUGUUUCCUCAGUCCUCCGGUUUGUUGUGCCUCCUCUCAAUCCAGACUGUGCUGUUCCUCAGCGUCUCAUCACCGGCAGCGGCGACGCUCCGCUUUCCUCAGCACUACACAAUGAUUCACUGGGCUGGACGGAUAGAAAAGGAACUGGAGAAGGUUCUGCAGUUGGUCACUGGAGGUCAACAGAUGAAAGCUAUAUAUAGCGAGAAGAGGAGUCAGUUUGACGUGGAGCGAAACACGCCCAAACAGCUGGUGGACAAAGUGUCGGGCGACAUCGCCCAACUGCUCAACAGGAAACGUAAAGCCUUAGAGCGGCUGGCCAGAGAGGCUGAAGACAUCCAGAGAGAACAUUCAUGGCAAGAUGGAAUUAAAGAAAACGACAUCCAGUACUACGACUCCAAAGCCGACUCAGAUUAUUUGGAUGACGAUGAUGGGGAAAACCUGCUGGACAAUCCCAACUCUCUGUCUUUGGAGUUUGUGGAUGAUCCCAACUUUAAAAAUAAAGUGAAUUAUUCCUACACGGCUGUGCAGAUUCCCACUGACAUCUACAAAGGCUCUCCCACUAUCCUGAAUGAGCUGAACUGGACUCAGUCUCUGGAGAGGGUCUUCAUCGAGAACGCACGUGAAGACCCCUCGCUACGCUGGCAGGUGUUCGGUAGCGCCACCGGUGUCACCAGAUUCUACCCAGCGACUCCAUGGAGAGCGCCCAACAAGAUUGACCUGUAUGAUGUGAGGAGACGCCCGUGGUAUAUUCAGGGUGCUUCGUCUCCAAAGGACAUGGUCAUCAUUGUGGAUGUGAGUGGCAGUGUUAGUGGUUUGACCCUGAAGCUGAUGAAAACCUCUGUCAUUGAGAUGUUGGACACAUUGUCGGAUGAUGACUAUGUAAACGUGGCUCGGUUUAAUGAGAAAGCGUCUGCUGUGGUCCCAUGCUUUACCACGCUGGUCCAGGCCAACAUAAAGAACAAGAAGAUUUUUAAGGAGGCUGUGAUGAACAUGCAGGCCAAAGGCACGACAGACUACAAGACAGGCUUUCAGUUUGCCUUUAACCAGCUGUUGAAUGAGACCAACUCUCCGAGAGCAAACUGCAAUAAGAUGAUAAUGAUGUUCACUGAUGGCGGAGAAGAUCGCGCUCAAGACAUCUUCGAGAAAUACAACUGGCCCAACAAAACUGUGAGAGUUUUCACAUUCUCAGUUGGGCAGCACAAUUACGAUGUGACUCCGCUUCAGUGGAUCGCCUGUGCCAACAAUGGUUACUACUUUGAAAUCCCUUCCAUUGGAGCAAUCAGAAUCAACACACAGGAAUACUUGGAUGUUUUGGGUCGGCCGAUGGUGUUGGCAGGUGAACAGGCCAAGCAGGUGCAAUGGACCAAUGUUUAUCAGGACGCUCUGGGUUUGGGUCUGGUCAUUACUGGAACAAUGCCGGUGUUUAAUCUCACUGCUGAUGGAAACUCUAAAAGUCAGCUGAUACUUGGUGUCAUGGGUGUAGACAUCGCCCUAAGUGAAAUUAAAGAACUCACUCCACGCUAUAAGCUUGGAGCCAAUGGUUACACAUUUGCCAUCGAUCCUAAUGGUUAUGUGCUUUUACAUCCAAACCUACAGCCUAAGAUUAUCAAUUUUAGGGAACCGGUUACAUUGGACUUUUUGGAUGCUGAACUUCCAGACCGCUACAAAGAGGAGAUUCGUCGAGAGAUGAUUGAUGGUCGAAGUGGACAGAGGAAAAUCAAGACGCUGAUUAAAUCUGCCGAUGAGCGUUACAUUGAUGAGGCCUUGAGGACGUACAUAUGGGCUCCAGUGAAGGGCACAGAUUACAGCCUUGGUUUAGUUCUUCCAACCUACAGUGAAAAUCACAUCAAAGCCAACCUGAGCGACCAGAUACUCCAAGUCCAGUAUGGAUCAGACUUCAAGGAUUUUGAGUCUCUCCUGCCAAACACUUUUGAAUCAGAAGGACAUGUGUUCAUUGCCCCCAGGGAAUACUGCAAAGAUCUGGAGCUUUCCAGCAACAACACUGAGUUCCUGCUCAACUUCAUCGCUCUGAUGGAGAAAGUCACGCCUGACUCCAAACAAUGUGACAAUUUCUUGCUGCAUAAUCUGAUCUUGGACACGGGCAUCAUUAGACAACUGGUGGAUAAAGUCUGGAAGACCAAAGAUCUAAACACUUAUGGCUUUUUAGCCGUCUUUGCGGCCACCGAUGGAGGAGUAACCAGAGUGUUCCCAAAUAAGGCCGCUGAGACAUGGGAGGAAGAACCAGAGCCGUUUAACGCCAGUUAUUACCGUCGCAGUCUGGACAAUAAGGGUUAUAUAUUCAGAGCUCCUUACCGAAGUGCCAAUGAAGAGACCAUGAACCCAGAAAAUGACACCAUUGGCAUUCUGGUCAGCACAGCUGUGGAUAUUACACUCGGAUCCAGAAACCUCAAACCGGCAGUUGUUGGAGUUAAGCUUGAUCUUGAAGCGUGGACUGACAAAUUUAAGAUCCUGGCCAGCAACCACACAGAGAGCAACCGGCAGAGCUCACAAUCGUGUGGACCAACCAGUGGCUGUGAGAUGGACUGUGAAGCCAACAGUGAUGACUUGCUGUGUUAUCUUGUAGACGAUGGAGGAUUUGUUAUCAUGUCUAAUCAGAAAGAUUACUGGAGUAAGAUUGGGAUGUUCUUCAGUGAGGUUGACCCAGCCCUCUUCUACGCUCUCUAUAACAACUCACUGUACAAACGCAUGCAGUCCUAUGACUAUCAGUCAGUGUGUGACCCCGUACCCAGCAGUAAUACUGGUGCCGCACCACGCGGGGUGUUUGUGCCCACUAUUGCUGAUUUUUUAAAUGUUGCCUGGUGGACAUCUGCAGCUGCAUGGUCAAUCUUGCAACAGAUGCUUUAUGGAUUUGCCUAUCACAGCUGGUUCAUGACAGAUGAGGUUGAUGCCGAGGGGAUGGACACUAAAGGGACGAGCUGUGUCACAGUACAGACGCAGUAUUACUUCAGUAACAUCAGCAGCUCGUACAACAUCCUACAAGACUGUGACAACUGCUCCAGGUUAAUUCAUGCUAAGAGAAUAAACAACACUAAUCUGUUGUUUGUGGUGGCCGAACGCCUCUCCUGUAACUCCUGUGAGAUGGAGAAACUAUCGCAGAUGGAGACAGAAUACAAGGAAACGGAUAAAUGUGAAACGAUAACCACAGCCCGGUAUAGAAAAGGAACCACGACCUGUUUCGACUACAGUGAGAAAGAAAACACAUCAGACUGUGGGCGGGGCCACUCGUUCCGCCCCUCACUCUACACUUUACUCCUCCUCCAGCUCCUCCUCCUCUUUGUUAUGGUCCGCCCCUCUGUUUAACUCCAUCCUCUUCUCCUCCUCCCGCUCCUACUCGUCUCCUUAAUUCCGCAUUCCUCCUUUAUCUCCCGGUUGCUCUAGUCAUAGAUAUUAUAAAGGGACUUCCUUCUGCCCUUAUAUGGAAGCCCAGUCGUACUGCUUCAUCCACUUAGCUUCACAGGUUGUUGCUUAGUGACCGUUGCAGAACUUCGUUCUCUCCUGCCAAUCAAGAGCAUUUGUGGGAGGAGCUAAAAGUGUCUUUACGAAACAGGAAGCUAAACAAAGUUAGCGACGGGAAAUGACGGACCAACGUACGAAGACGAAACGGAAAAUGACACGGACUGUUCCCUCACAAAAGUCCCGCCUUUGCGGCGGUCAGGGGGUGGGGUUUCGUCCGACCCCGCCUCUAAAGAGGAAAGGUCAUUCUCAUCAUCGUAUUUAUCGUGUAUUGUAACCCGUGUCGCGUAGACGCAGAGCUACGGAUCUUUCUGACGCUGUCUAGCUUCCGGUAACAAGAAAAUAUUAAAAGCAGAACAUUAAGAGUUUCACAAAAGAUAUCAGUAACGACAUGAGUAUUAAAAUCAUACCUCCAUAUAUUAGGAUAUUAAAGGAGAAGGGCAAGGCGAUAGAUCUUAUUUAUUAAAUUAGCUUUUAUUUAUGCACUGUAUCUACUUCUUGCCAAAAUGAGACUUCUUGUGUUUUUCUAGCCAAAUUAGGGGGUAGAGAAAAACAAAAUGGCUGACGUUUGAAAGACAAUACUCAUGUUGAUAGUUAAAAGCGGUAUUAUAAGUCGAACCAUUCUGUUAUAAGGGCUUCAUUUAUUGUUUUGUUUUACGCCCCUGAUCAGAGUAGUUUAGUAUUUUAAGUAAAUAGUUUUAUUUAUUUAUUUAUUUAUUUAUUUUUGUCUUGCGAAUGAUUUAUCACAAGGCGAACUCUACUGAUGCCUCAGUAAUGAUAUCUGCAGCUAAUGUAAUGUUUUAUUUUUUUUAAGGAAUAGUUGACCCAAAAAUAACUGUUCAGAUGUUAUUUAUGCACCCUGAUUUUAGACCUGUAUGCUGUUGUUUUAAGAAACUUUAAGAAUAUUUUCAUUUAAUGACAGUACAUAGUGACAUUUGUCUAAAAAAAAUAAAAAAGUGCAGUUGAAAUUGGGCGCUAUAUUGUAAAAUAAAUGUUCGUAAAAAAGACUAUAAUAUAGCGCACAAGGUAGUGAAAUACUUGAAUAGUGGUUUGUGUAAUCCUUGCGUCUGGACAGAUGUGGUCACUGUCUGCAAAGGACCUCUGAAGAUUCUUCAAAAAGUAAAAAACACAACAAUAUACAGGUUGCAAAAGUAAUGAGGGUGAAUAAAUGAGGAAAGAAUGUAUUUUUGGCCAUUCUGUUAAACAAUCAAGAUAGGAUUUAUUAAAAGAAAGAUAUAUGAUUGAAAUGCAGUUUGAGUCUUUAGGCAACGAUGUCAAUGUGCAUUUUUUGUAAUGGUUUACGUGCAGUUUUUCAUACUCUCCGAAUGUCUAUUAUGCAUUGCAUCUCAAUGAGCACUUGUUUUGCACUAACAGAUUUGUUGGUGAAUUUAACGCAGUUCAUUCGAAUCAAGGUGAUCAUCACUGUAGAGCACACAAUUUACUUUAUAUGUUAUAUACAUACGGCCCAAACAUUCACUGCUCAACAUGAAUGCAACGCUUCUGUCUGUGUACGAUUGAUUUUAUGCACUUAAAUUGGCCAUUUAUUUACUUUAAAAAAAUAUUUUGUAAAUAUAUAAACAUACAAAUAUAUAAAAUGAAGGAACAGACCCUAUGCUUUCAAACAAACAAAACGAGAAAAAAAAAACGCUUCAUCCCAUCUUCGUAUAACCUUUUAAAUAUGGGUAGGUUUCUUCAAAAAUACAAAAUUUUAAGCAAAAAGCUAAAAUUAUUGCAUUUUUGUGAAGGAAUUUUGGUAGAGAUCAUAUUCACAAGAUGAUUAAAACAUACACAGAGUUAAAAAAUUAAAAAAUUAAUUUUUGCCUCAGUUUUUUAUAAAUUGGGCCAUCUAGUGGAUAAUAGCAGAAUUAUAGAUUACACUGAGAAAAAAUUAUUCAUUAAAUUUACUCAAUUUUUUUAAGGUAAGUGGUUGCAAUCAAUUUAUUUAAGCUACAUUUAAACUUAAAGUUUUUUAUUGUAUUUUAAUUUACUUUUGUUUAACUUAAAUAAAUGGAUUGCAACCACUUACCUUAAAAAAAUUAAGUAAAUUGAAUGAAUCAUUUUUUUUCAGUGUAUCGUAAAAUCUCGUCAGGAAAGCGUCAUUGGCAUGAAAAUGUUUUCUCUUAAAGGGGACAGAGAAUGAAAAAACAUUUUUACCUUGUCUUUGUUGAAUAAUGGUAGUCUACCAGCAUUCACAAACAUACAAAAAGUGCUAAACAUGCUAAACAUCUCAGUCUCAUAGAAAUUCCUCUUUUAGAAAUGUCAGACAGAAAACGGCCCAAUCUGAAAAACUGAUGCUUAUGACAUCACAGGCAUCUCACUGCCCCUCCACUUUAAAAUAAUUGUCUAAAUUUUUUGAGUGGCAGCAAAGUCAGCCAAUCAGUAAUGAGAUUGCAAGUUAAGCCAGUAGGGGGAGCCAAAUAGGUGCAAAACCACUUGUUUAAAAUCCCCCACCCUAAUAGAGCUAUCUGAGAGAGGUUUUUAGGACGCUUCUAAGGCAUAACAGACCCAAACAAAAAAAUUUUGUCUACAUGUCACAUCACAGAACAAGGAUAAAUACCCCAUUCAAUCAUUCUAUGUCACCUUUAAUUGACGAGAUAACUCGUCAAUGGCAUGAAAGAGUUAAUACUUUUUUUAAUUACUUUUUAUUAAUACAAGGUCGAGUGCAGUGCAUUAUGGGAUAAAGUGUUAUGUGCAAUGCAUUCAAUUGAAGGUCACUUUAUGCAAACAGAAAAUUUGCAAAGCGCACACAAUGUAUAGUACAAACUGCAUACUACAGAAAUAGUAUGAGUAGUGAAGUAGUAUGCGAUUUGACACAGCCAGUGCCUCUAAACUGGCUAUAGGGCGGCAGCAUCUUUUUGGGCCUUUUGACUGAAUAUAGUAACACAAUCUGUGCAUCGUAACGUGACGUCUGUAAGAGAAUGUGAUUUAUCGUUCUGAUUUGGGUUUCAACCCUAAUGAUCGAGAAGCUCCUUAUAUACAUUUAUCUAAUCAGUAAAUCGGGAUUCAUAAGAAUUACUGGAUGCAUUUUGAACUUGCAUCUUCAGUCUCAAUCCAGCUUCAGUCUCAUAUCAAUGGUGCUCUGGUUAUAGAGUUUGUUACACAAAUAUGAAGGUUGCUUUCCUGUUGUUGUGUCUGGUUUGUUUGGGUGAGUGUGUAUGAUGUAUUCAGGUUUGCUAAUGGUUGAGGAAAUGAAUCGAUGUUUGCCGUCAUGAUGUAUGUGUAAUAACUGUGAAGACUUUAUGAGAAGUAUUUCGAGCGUAUUGUCAUUGUGGGUGUUGAUUGAAUGAUAAAGUAUGGUCGUGGUUUUCACUUAAGUGUCAAACGAAUGUUUUGCAUCUGUUCGUCUUGAGGUAUUAUCUGCCAGGGGAAUUUUAAAGAUACAUUCACUCUGCGUGUGCAUUUAAAGGAAUAAUUCACCAGAAAAUAAAUAUGGCUUCAUCAUUUACUAACUCAUUCGAUAAAAAACAUAUGUGUUAUUUGCUGGAAAUCUAAUGGGGCAUACACACCAAACACAAGUUCACAGAUUUGCGCGAGUAGAUUACAUACAAAGUCAAUGCAAAGAUGCGAUCAGACACGUCCUCGCGCAGGGGAUGCGAAUGAUGCAAAUUAGGCAGCGCGAUUGCCGCAAAAACACACGCUGUUAACCUCAAACGCGCCUUCGCGCAAGUUGAAAAUAUUAAACUCAAGCGAAAAAUUCACAUGACACAAAGUUAAAUCCCGCUAGUAAUCUAGAGCGAUCAACGCAAUGCUAAGUGUGUACGUAGCAUUAUUCACUGUUUAAGCUAAUAAGCUAUCAUAUCUGUAAAGCUACGUACACACCAAACACGAAGCUCUAGAUUACUCGUGGGAUUUAACUUUUAGUGUUAUGCUUUUUUGCUUGAGUUGAAUAUGUUCAACUUGCGCAGAAACGUCUUUGAGGCACAUAGCGACGCAAUUCACGUCAUUCACAUCGUAUCUCGCGUGAGUUUGCAUCCCGUUUACGUCUUUUCAUUGAAUCUACUCGUGCAAAUCGCUGUGUACGCCGCUUGUAUUAUCCGUACAGAAAAGCCACAUCAGUUUCAAAUGUGCAAAAACACUUAAUCACAUAUGAAACAUAGUUUUGGCACAUUUUCGUGUCAUCACACGUGAAAAGCAUGAGUUUUUUCUGUGUAGGAUAAUUGUACGGAAAUCAAUUAGUUUUAUUUGGCUGAAAACCAAAAGGUAAAAGUGUUUGGAAUGAUACGAGGGUAAAUGAUGAGAAAAUAAUACUUUUUGGUGAUCUGUCCCUCUAUGAGAUGUGUGCAUGAUGUUAACACUGAUACUGUUGGAUGCAUUCACACAAAACUGUUUAUCAUUCAGUUCUCUACCACCAACUUAACAAUUCAUUAUAAAGACAGGUUGGUCUACGUGCUACAUGUUGAGCUGAGAUUUCGUGGACUGUACAUAUCACUAAAAGUUUAAACUUGAAUGCAACCCUAAAUCUCACACUAUCACAUAUGACUCUUAUAGGUAACCCGGUCAAACACAUCCUGAUACAUUUACGAACCCGUCCACGUUCCUGAUUUUAUAUUGUAGACCCAUUGACCCCAUUCAGACCUAUAAAAUAAUUCCUGUUUCGAUAUACAUUUGCAAGGUCAUAUGUGGUAAUGAAACUAAAUAUGAAGACUGAUCUUAGCCUUUGCUUUUUAACCUCAAUGGAAAACUCUCAGAUAAAAGGUACAAAAGAAGUACACCUUUGACCUAAAGAGUGCAUAUUAGUACCUCAGAGGUACCAAAUGUAUACAUAUCUAUACCUAAAUGGACAUAUUAGGACCUUUUUAAGGGGUCCUGUCCCAGUGACAGCUUUUGUAUCUUUAUUACUGAGAGUCCAUACAACCUACAGGCUACAGUAUUUUUAUUUUUCUGAAGUCAUAUGUGAUGGCUUUGUGAAGCUGUUUGCUGAAUAUCUUGAUGGUCUGAUGGUUCUCGCAUUAAUAUAUAUCACGCAAAGUUAUUAUGUCAAUUUUGAAUGACGUAAAGUUAAAGGUAGAUGACAGAAUUUUCAUUUUUGGUUAAAAUGUUUCUAUAAUGCAUAACUGUAAUGUUGAAACCUGUUAAAUGACUAUUGUGUACCUCUCUUUAUGCCCGAAUAUUGAAACAAUCAGCAGUUUUAUUUACCAAAAGCUCAACAAAAACUUUUGCCAUACAGGUAUGUUAUGUCAGCCUGAUUUCACAAGAAUUCGUACGUAUUUUACGAGUUUGCUAAUUCGUACAAAAUUAUUUGUGCAAAAUGUAUGAUUAUCAUAAAAAAACGAAGCGCAACCCCCAAUCCCCAAUGUCGCUGGGGUGAAGGCAAAAAAAGUACAAAAAUGUACACAUGUGGUCCUACGAAAUUGGCCACUUCAUAAAAAACGUACGAAUUGCCAUGAGAUAGCGUUGGUUAUGUUUAAUUUUCAUUUUAAGGGGAAGCGUGUAGUUGUGUUAACACUAAAACACUGUCGAUGUACAGGGGCACGAAACGGCCCAAAUAAGGGAAAAGACACCGCGAUUAAACGAUCAUGAUUGUGUCUGUCUCGUGUCACGAAUCCAAGUACACUGUGGAACAAAAGUCGUUGUUUGUGGUCUGAAAGAUUUGCUUUUGCCAAAAAAAAAGAGAAAAAUAAUAGUAUUCAUAAUCAAGCUAAAAGAGGAAGCAGCUUGCACAUAGGGAGGGGUCUGCCCCACCCACUGGGAGGAGUCAUUCAUGUAGACCCUCCCGUAGCCCCUCCCACUCCAAAGUAACAUCCUUGUAGGCGCGUUUCCGUCAGUGAGACGUGUGUAUGUGAUUACGUAGUCUUUAGUCUGGUGAUCCGUGACAAAUGUGUACAAAAAAUAUAUAUUAAAAAAACAAACAAAGGAAAAUUUGAAUUUAACACGAGUGAGGUUUAAACGUAUUAAAAAAUAGAUUCAGAGUACUGCUGAUAAAAUUCAUGAUUUGAGGUCUGAUACCAUGGUGAGCGUUUUUUUUUUCUUUCUUUGCUUUGUUAAUCGGAUCGUGUGUUGGUGGGCUCUGUGCCUGGUCUCCGGAUCCAUGCUUCAUUUUUUUGUACAGACAACAAAAAAGCAACAAAGGCAAAUUUGUAAAAUACUGUGUCUGUGACUCCUUGUAAAAUAUUUUCAAAUUGUUUAUUACAGAGAAUCAGUUAUUAAAUAAUGUUCAUAUUUUUCACUUCA